Messenger RNA from Phyllotreta striolata, 1561 nucleotides. Lineage: Eukaryota; Metazoa; Arthropoda; Insecta; Coleoptera; Chrysomelidae. The record is from the annotation of a GenBank genome assembly.
GUCGACCGUCGCGACGCCCGAGCUUUCCACGACGCCCGGCGCCGCAUUUUCCUCGCGCGAUUUGGCCGUUUCCACGGCGAAGAGAUUUUCCCCGGUUCCGCCGCAAGUGAAGAUGUGAUCGCGAACGGGGGAAAUCCGAGCGCGAGACUGGAUUUGGAUUUGUUAUUUCGAGUUUGUGACAGUUCCAAAAAGUGUUUUUCGAGUAGUUUUCCAAGUGAACGGAAGUUUUCCGGUGUUGGUUGUUGCGGUAUAACCGAUCAGAAGUGGACGAUUUUAGGAGAAUGCUGUAAAUAGCCAUCGGGAACGAUCUUUUGGAACGGAAUUUACGAUGAAACAACGAUUUGCAUGCGUGAUUCGUGUAGUACGCCGAGAUUUUCAUCGAUUGGAACUGGAAACAUGAAUCUUCUCUUUGAGAUGGAGAAAUGGCCCGUUAUUAUUAUUUUUUUAACCGUGCAAAUGUCGGAUUCUUUCAGUUCCGCUCAAGUAAAGGAACCGGACUCGAAUCGAAUGGACGGGAACGAAAUGAACGAAUUGGGCGCUUCCUUUCCACCUUUGGAGAUUCCUCCGUUGCAUUUCGUCACCGAGAAUAAUUCGUUCGUUACAUCUCAAACGGGAUCCACAGCGCUGGUGCCCUGUAUUAUUAACAACGUUGGAGAUGGAAUGGUAUCUUGGAUACGCAGAAAGGAUUAUCAUCUCCUAACAGUCGGUUUGACUACAUACAGUAGUGAUGAUAGAUUUCAAGCCAUUCAUUUACAACAUUCCGAAGAUUGGACGCUACAAAUCAAGUUUGUGCAGCAGAGAGACGCCGGUUUGUACGAGUGCCAAGUUUCAUCGCAUCCGCCCAUUAGCAUCUUCAUUCGACUAAAUGUAGUCGAAGCGAGAGGUGAAAUUCAGGGACCUUCAGAAAAGUACCUAAAACCAGGAUCAGGACUUAGACUACAAUGCUCUGUCUUACAAAGCACAGAACCGCCUUCUUACGUUUUCUGGUAUCACAACAACAGGAUGAUCAACUACGAUGUGGAUCGAGGCAUCAACGUGACAACAGAUCUCGUCGAGAAAAUGAGCAUAUUAACAAUAACCAACGCCGAUACUCGUCACUCAGGAAAUUAUUCCUGCGUUCCGAGCAACGCCCAGCCUGCUAGCACUUACGUGCACAUCCUCAAUGGUGAGAAUCCGGCAGCAAUGCAACAUGGAGGUAGAGGCCUCUCGUGGCUCCAAUGCAGUCCAUCUUCUUGGUUGUUAAUAUUUUCCAUCAUCAUAAUUUGGUGCUAAUUUAUCGAUUAGUAAACGUUUUUCCGGUAGUGAAGUUAAUGUUUAAGAAAGUGAUACUGGAGUAUUCAACUAUCCAAGAAGAUUAACUUUUGGGUGAUGAGUUAAAGAGAUGAUAAGAUAUUCCAAACGAUGUAAAGACUUUUUAAUAUGUAUUUAUUGUAUUCAAUGAAAAAACCAUGAUGUAUUAGACAGUUAUUAAAUUAGUUAAUUUAUUGAAUUAUACUUUUCGUUAUUUGUUACAGACUCAUAUCAAUAAAACAGGUUUCUUUUAUCAAAUUCGAUGUGCCAA